UGUUCACAACCACUGUCAUAUUUUUGCUCUUUCUGCAUAAUUUUUUGAUAAUUUUCCAGAUAGCGACAGGCUUCAAAGAGAAGACAGCAUUCAUCAUUGCAAUUUAUCUGCAGGUUGGACAUUGUCAUUGAUAAUGGUCUUCAAAUUUGAUAUACACACUCAUAUUUUACCACCGGAAUGGCCUGAUUUAAAACAGCGUUAUGGUUACGGAGGGUGGCUUAGGGUAGAGCCACACCAAAAUGACCCCAAGAAAGCAAGUCUAUACAAAGACGACGGAAGAUUUUUCCGGGCCAUUGAAAGCAAUUGUUGGUGUCCAGAAGACAGAAUACAAGAUAUGAAUAGAACAGGUGUUCAUGUACAACUUUUAUCAACGGUUCCCGUCAUGUUCAAUUAUUGGGCAAAGCCUGAAGAUACUUUGGAUCUUUGUCGCAUUCUAAAUGACCACAUUGCAUCUGUUUCUGGAAAACAUUCUAAGAGGUUUGUUGGAUGUGCUACUGUACCUCUACAGAAUCCUGAACUAGCUGCCGAGGAACUUAAACGUAGUGUGGUAGAUCUAGGCAUGUCUGCCGUUAUGAUUGGCUCCCAUAUUAACGAUUGGAACUUAGAUGAACGUGCACUUGAUCCAUUUUACAAAACAGCUGAAAAUUUGAACUGCCCUAUAUUUGUUCAUCCAUGGGAUAUGGACACAAGUGGAAGAAUGAGCAAAUAUUGGUUGCCAUGGCUGGUUGGGAUGCCUGCGGAAACUACAAUUGCCCUCUGCAGUGUACUAUUUGGGGGAGUCCUCGAACGAUUUCCCCAACUCAAGAUGUGUUUCUCACACGGUGCAGGAGCCUUUCCUUACACGAUCGGAAGGAUCGAACAUGGAUUCAAAGUUAGGCCUGAUUUAUGUGCAAUUGAAAACAACACACCACCCAGUGAGUAUUUAGGAAAAAUAUAUUCGGACAGCCUUGUGCACAAUGAAGAUUCUCUGAAGCUACUAUUAAAAUUCAUGGGUGAAGAGCAAGUUUUACUAGGAAGUGAUUAUCCCUUUCCACUUGGAGAACACUCUCCAGGAAAAUUAAUAGAAGAUACAACACAUACUCGAGAUAUUAAGGACAAGAUUUUGGGAGAGAAUGCAAUGAGAUUCCUGAAUACAAAGAUGGAGGAUUUUAUGUGAAAAAUACUUCAAUAUUCAUUAAAUUUUUGCCAAUAUAAUUCUGUACACUUGAAUUUUUGACGCUAAUAUUUUUGAAGACAAUUUUCUGCUAAAGAGCAAAAGAGGAAAAAUACUUAAAAACUAAUUUAUUUUA
Molecule: messenger RNA, 1289 nt
Organism: Uloborus diversus
Lineage: Eukaryota; Metazoa; Arthropoda; Arachnida; Araneae; Uloboridae
Product: 2-amino-3-carboxymuconate-6-semialdehyde decarboxylase-like
Exons: 9
Coding region: 134-1156 (340 amino acids)
Biological process (GO): secondary metabolic process
Cellular component (GO): cytoplasm; cytosol
Molecular function (GO): hydrolase activity; carboxy-lyase activity
Source: RefSeq, a predicted model, not a curated record